Molecule: messenger RNA, 1431 nt
Organism: Dibothriocephalus latus
Lineage: Eukaryota; Metazoa; Platyhelminthes; Cestoda; Diphyllobothriidea; Diphyllobothriidae
Source: the annotation of a GenBank genome assembly
AUGGAGGGGGGAAUACCUAAAUCAUCUUACUUCGAACAAGGCGGGAAACUGAACCGUUUCCAUUCCGGCUGCCUCGUCGGCAUACUAAAGCUGAGGUGUCAGAAGAAGACCCUCUAUAUGGAAGUGAUGUACCGGAACGGAAUCCUUGGCAUCUAUGCCAUGAUGCGACAACUACAAUUGUUCCGAAGUGGCUAUCUCGCUGGGGUGGAGGACGAGUGUCUACCUAAACAACUCUUUCACGGUGAGGUCGCUAGGAGUGCAGAAAGUGUUUUGCAAAAACACUCUGAAUUCUUCCUUCAGGCACCUAUAACUCAGUUGGGCGAUCUGGAAGGACCUCACCCAGAUUUGGCUGACCUGAAGAAGGACAUAGCCCAGUCCUUUGCCUACCCCGGUCCCGUCUCACAAAGUCUCUCUACUGUUGUCAAUCAGAACUUCCCACGGGAUGGAGCCUAUGUUCCAAACUUUCAGCUGACUACGGCUUGUCAGGGCGUAACAAAGUUGCAUUCCGAACAGCAGCAAAGAGGACGCGGGGAUGGAGGCGAGGUAGAAGAAGAAGAAGAGGGUGAGGAAGAAGGGGAAGAGGAAGGUGAGGAUGAGGAGGAUGAGGACGAAGAGGAGGGGGAGGAAGAGGAAGAUGAGGCCGUAGAAGAGAAUGUGCAUUCGAUUAACAGGAGUCCUUCAACUCCUAUGGACAACACAGAAGCGACACAAACUGCGGCUGCGGUUCCAUUUUGGGGCCUUGUGCACAAUCCCCCCCAACAGCAGGAAAGCCAUCCAACUGAGCAGCCGAAAACUCAACAGGUCUUCGAGGGUUCUGUGGCUAAUGCAUUCUGCCUGGCACCUCCAUCGACAGUCGGGUGCGCAGGACAUCUCAUGUCAGCCGCUGCAGCCGCCGCAAUGGCUCAGAGUUUUUUCUCAACCCCUUGUCAGUCACAAACCCCGGCUGUUGGAAACAAACACGGUCCCAGUCUGAAUUACCUUCUGGCGGCACCUCUGGCGGCUGCAUUAUCAACUUACCAAUCUUCCGCACCCUGGACACUCUCAGGCUUGCGGCAGCCGAGUCACGGCGAGGUAAAUAGGGAUCCGAGAUGUGGGGAACCUACUGGGACCCCUUUAAUCUUGGAAAACAACAACACCAAGGACCCUGAAUGCGCCUCUGAGGGAAGCCACAGUAGCAGCAGCAGGAGCAGUAGGGACGGAGGCGCUGACUCCCCGAAUCAGGUAGCCUUCUCUGCCAAUCAGCAGUUACUCCCCCACCGAAGCAACCAAUCGUUGCGGGAACCGCAGCUGCCUACCAGGGAGACCGGUGACUUCUUUCCGGCUGGGUUACAAGUCUACAACGUCGAUACCCCCACAAGUAUCAGUACCACUGACAACGGCGGUACCACCGGGACUGACAGCCUAUACCGGAACUAUGGAGACGAGGGCUCG